Salvelinus sp. IW2-2015 is the source of this 8326-nucleotide messenger RNA. Its product is annotated as apolipoprotein B-100-like. Gene Ontology annotation, biological process: cholesterol transport; lipoprotein transport; triglyceride mobilization. Gene Ontology annotation, molecular function: low-density lipoprotein particle receptor binding; cholesterol transfer activity. Gene Ontology annotation, cellular component: low-density lipoprotein particle; very-low-density lipoprotein particle; mature chylomicron. NCBI's taxonomy places the organism in Eukaryota, Metazoa, Chordata, Actinopteri, Salmoniformes, Salmonidae. The record is from RefSeq and is a predicted model, not a curated record.
UCAGUCUCGACUGAGUACUCUCAAACCUUAAGGAAAGCGCUUCAACGAACCCAUCAUGGGGGACGCAAAGCUCUGCCUUUUGCUACUUCUGAGCACCCUUGCCUUGGCCUAUGCCCAAGACAAUGCUGAAGAAGAAAAUCCAACAUGCUUACUGGCAAAAAGGUAUAAGAGCCUUCACAAAUAUGAAUACCAAUAUGAAGCAGAGUCCCUGAAUGCCGUGAACGGAGCUUCCAACCUCAGGAACGGACCAAAGGGAUCUUGCAAGGUCGAGAUUGAAGUUCCUCAGUCUUGCAGCUACAUCCUGCGCACCACAGGCUGUAGCUUGAGUGAGGUUGUCGAUAUGGACUCAGAGGGCAACCCUGUGUUCGGACCUGCCCCCGGAUCUGAUGCCUUCGCUGCUGCCAUGGAGAAACAUCCUCUGAAGGUUGUGGUUGAGGGAGUGUACGAUGUGAAACUGUACCCUGAGGAGGAUGAGUCCGUGACCAUCCUGAACAUCAAGAGAGGUAUCGUCUCUGCCCUUGCCGUGCCCCUGCUGGAAGAGGAGAACAACAAGAAAAUGCCCACCAUCCACGGCAUGUGCAAGACCCACUACAUAGUCAACGCCAUGGAGGACAUCGCUACUGACAUCACUCUCAACAGGGACUUGUCCAAAUGUGACCACUUCAUCCCCCAGAGGGACCACACCAGCCCCCUGGCCCUCAUCUCUGGCAUGCACUAUCCUCUUGCUCAGCUGAUCAGAAGCUCCCAGACCUGCAACUACAAGUUUGACAAUGACAAGAAGCACAUGAUCUCUGGUGCCUGCACUGAGAACCACAUCCUGGUGCCUUUCUCUCACAAGGGAGAGUAUGGAGUUACCAACGUUGGCAAGCAGUUCCUGACUCUGCUGGAGGUUUCCACAUACAAUGAGAGAGUUUUUGACCACAAUGUGGCCAACCUCAAGGGUCUGCCAAUGGAAGCUGCUGAGGACAAGAGUGUUGUUCAGGACAAGGAUGCUACUCUGGCCGUCCUGAGGGAACUGGCCACUCUGUCCAACGGUGAGAGGAGAGCCCACCUCUUCCAGCAGCUUGUGAGCAUGGUCCGUGGAAUGAAGGCUGAGACCCUGAGCCCUGCUAUCCCCGAGGCCCUGAAGGUGUCCGGAUCCCUGACCUACCAGGUUCUGGCCCAGUGCGGUACCCCAGAGUGCAGCAGUGCCAUCAUGCAGAUCCUCAGGACCUUUGACAACUCUGCCUUUGAGGUUGAUGCCGUCGUGUUCGCCUUGGGACUGGUCCCCAACCCCUCUGCCCUCCUGGUCAGCGACAUGCUGGCUAUGGCACGGUACAAGCAGAGCAAGCCUAUCCUGUAUGCCCUGAGCAAUGUUGUCAAGAGGUUCUACAAGGCUGAGGGCAAAGUGACCCCUGAGAUCGAGGCUGUGGCUGAGUUUGCAGUUGCCCAGCUGGGUGACUGCACCGGUGACAAGGAGCAGAACUUCCUGACCCUGAGGGUUAUUGGUAACAUGGCUGCAGCCAUGGGAGCCGCUAGUCCUGCCCUGAAGUCUGCUGUGAUCCAGUGUGUAAACGAGCCCGCCGCUUCCCUGGAAGUCCAACAGGCUGCCAUUCAGGCAUUCAGACAGACCCCUGUCCCUGAGGAGGGCAGAGAGGUGCUCAUGCAGGUUCUUUUGAGUGGUGCUAGCCCCCUGCAGAAGCGUGUUGCUGCCUACCUGGUGCUGAUGAAGGACCCRCAGCCUGCUGAACUGGCUCAGCUGGCCGCCGCUCUGCCCAUCGAAGAAGACCAGCAGGCCAAGAGCUUUGUCAUCUCCCACCUGACUAARAUACUGGKAUCCACAGCAGCRGAGACKCAGGAGCUGAGACAGAAYAUUCUUGAUGCCCUGCAGGYCAAUGAGGUUGGAACUGUCAUGGAUCCCACCAAGUUUUCCCGCAACUACAWGAUCGGAUCUGUGCAAGGAAAUAUGCUCUUCGAGGGCACCAGCUAUCUGCCCAAGGAAGUCAUGCUGGAGAUGACCCUGAAGGCCUUCGGCUACAAUGUUGACAUGGUGGAGGUUGGCAUGGAAGGCAAAGGACUUGAGCCAACUGUUGAGGCUUUGUUCGGAGAGAACGGAUUCUUCCCUGACACAGUUCUAAAGACCGUCUACUUCGUUUCUGACAAGAUGCCUCUGCAGGUUAGUGAGGUCAUGAAGAGGAUGAUGCCCGCUCUGAAGAAAGACAGAAUGAAGAGACAGGCUUCCCAGAACAUCGUGAGAGAAAUUGGCCGCAACCUCAACAAACUGGUAAGGAAUCUGAAGGCUCAGGAGUCCCCUGAGGCUAUGAUUUACCUGAGACUGCUGGGAAAUGAACUUGGAUACCUGAAGACCAAUGAGAUGGAGAAGAUGGCCUACUCUGCUGGUCUGAUGAUUGACAACGUACUCAAGAUGUUCCCCACAGAUCUGAUGAAGGGACUGAUGACCAACGCUGACAAUGAAGUCUUCGCCCAUUACAUCUUCAUGGAUAACGAAUUCUUCCUGCCAACUGCCACUGGUGUACCACUGAAGAUUGCCCUGUCUGGUACCUUCACCCCUGGCAUCAAGGGAGGACUGCACAUUACACCCGACAUGAGCGAGGUCUCCUUCAUGCCCUCCGCUGGAAUUGAGUUUGUGGCCCGGGUUGGUUCCCACAUUCCUGAGUACCUUCUCUCUGGCUUGGAGAUGCACACCAGCCUAUACCAUGAGAGUGGGCUCAGCGCUAAGAUCGUCAUGGCCGACAACCAGGUCAAGCUGACCAUCCCUGCUCCUCAGGGUCCUGCCAAGCUCAUCAGCAUCACCAACAAGCUGUUCGAAGUGACCUCUGCUGGAGUGAAACCCAUCCCGUCUCUGGUAGAGGACAGAAUUGAUGUGUCUGAGUGCACUCCAUUCUUAGCUGGUAUGAAGUACUGCAKCACCCUUCAGUACUCUGAUGCUAGCUCCCAUGACACUGCACCCUACUUCCCCUUUACCGGAGAUAGCAAGCUUGCUGUGGAGCUCCGCCCCACUGGUGAGGUCACUGAAUACACGGCCACCAUCGGCUACGAAAUCCUCAGGGAGGGAGAAGAAGGUCGUCAGAAAGUUGACACUGUAAAGAUGGUCCUGAAGGCAGAAGGUGCUGACCCCACUGAGGCCACAGCCACUGUGAAGUACAACAGGAGGAAGAAUGUCCUCACCACCGACAUCCAGAUCCCUGACUUUGACUUGGAGGCCGGAAUCAGACUGGGCGUUGUGGAUGGCAACACCAAGGGCAAAGGAAUACACUCCAUCUCCAUUGACCUCAUCAACAAGAACAUCCCUCAGCUGUCCCUGGUUGGCCGCGCUAAAAUUGAGGCCAUGAAGGAUGCUAUGCUGCAGGUGCAGCUGCUUGUCCCUUCAAUCAAGGCUGACGCCACAGUUACAGCCAACGUGAAGCGUGGUGAGGAACUGGAACUUGAGCUUGAGAGUGACAUCAAGCUCCCAGAGACCACCUCAGUGCAAAAGAUCACCCUAAAAUAUGAUGACGAGAAGAUUGUGGCUGAGGUCAAGUCUGACAUGAACUCUGAGAUCCAGAACAUCCUCCCUCACGAGGCAAUCCAGAAGAUGGUCAGUGAUGUUCUUGAUCAGCAGGUGGGCCAGACCGACAUGAAGGUCCGUCACAUCCUCACCAAGUCUGUGGAGGCAACCAACAACUACCUGGAGAAAUAUGCUGCUGAUAUCCCGUACAUGCAGAACCUGAGAGUCCCUGGGAUGCCGGAGAUGACUCUGCCUGAGAAACUGUUCCUGAAUGCUGAGGCCACAGCUGCUUACCACUUCAACAAUGAGCGUAUCUUCAUCGCCAUUCCCCUGCCUCUUGGUGGAAAAUCAUCUGAGGAGCUGAACUUCCCAGCUGCACUGACCACACCACACCUGGUUCUGCCCCUGCUUGGCUUGGACAUUGCAUCCAUGGAGAUCCCCAUCCCUGAGCUUUUCAUCCCAGAGACCCUUGAUGUGUUUGUGCCCCUCUUCGGAAAAGCUCAGCUGUCCACAAAAGUGAAGAGCAACUUCUACAACUUGGAGGGCUCAGUGUCUGCUGGCAAAGAUGCCGUUGAGACACCAAGCUAUUCUGCCAAYUUUGAUGUGACAGGCAGCUGCUCAAUGGAACUCCUGUGCAUCAAGAUUGAAGGAUCUGGAUUGCUUGCCACCACUSCUGCUGAUUCCAUCAAGGCCCAUGUGAAGACCUCCGUGAGCCACAAGCUCAUUGAUGCCAGCAUUAGCAUAAGGGAAGUUGGCACUGUUACAGACAACAAGAUCAAUGUGAAAUCCAGCAGCAAAAUCGAAGCAACAAGCCCCAUGGGUCUGAGUGUAAAUCUAGAGCACACCGGCCAAGUUGGCUUCAAUACUGAAGUGUCAAUAUUCACUCCAACACUGAAGAUCUCUGGUGAUAGCAACUUGGAGGGAACAGUCAAAGCAGGACAUGUCUAUGGCACCACAAUCACCACACAGUCUUUUACCAUCUUCCCAUUCAGACCAGAGGCAAAGAUUGAUUCUUCCCUGAAAAUUYAUUCAACCAUUCUUAAGGCCCAGAACACCAUUGCUGCAUCCUUUGCCAAUGGCGAGCUYUCUGUUGUGUCUAACACGAAUGCAUUCGAAGACAUCCUGACCCAUGCUGCUGAACUUGCCUUCAAGGAUAACCAGCUGUCRCUGAAAUGUGACACCAAUGCCCUUGCCCUUGGCAUGAAGAUCCACAACCAGGRUGAYGSUUCUGUUGGCUCUGGAGCAGUCACAAUCAAGAUGGAGWCCAACYCUGAKRACUCWYKGAAUCGCAUAUACUCUCUUSUCACUGSCUCCCUGGAUGUCAYUGGCCUGGCUGUGAACAGUGAUGCCACUGUAAAGCUGCUUGAGAACAAAGCUGRACACAAAGCUACCCUGACKAUGAACAAGGAUGGCCUGGCCACAWGCGGAACAARCACCCUGCAGGGCCCGUUCACCAUGGAGAACACCUUCAACGGUGGAAUUGAUGCCUCCAAGGCUACUCUGUCCAUUGAGACCAAGAGUGCAUUGAAUGACAUGAAGGUUGAGAAUGCCAACUCACUGACCAUCACUCUCUCCASCCUUGCCUUCAKCUCAAAGGCUGAGGCCAUUGUCAGCGAGAGCACUUCCUAUACACAUGACAUCACCAUUGACRUGCAGGACUACACUGCCUCUGUAAAUYUGAACAAUYACCUGAAACUGCUGGGAGCCAACCUAGUCAACGAGGCUCAGCUGAAGGCAGUGYUCUACAAAAUUGACUUUACUGGAAGCCUGAAGGCGGCCUAUGGUGAGGAAGAGCUCAAACACACCUAUGAGAUCAACUAUGCAGACUUGACCGCUAAUGCUAAGUGCAGCACUACUGGAAAMCUCCUUGGUGCUCACAUGAGCCACAACARUGAGCUUGAAAUUAUUGGCCUUGCUGCAAYGAUCCAKAAUGAWGCRCGCUUCAACUCCCAGCCMUUCCGKUUCGACAACACCAUCCGUGCCAGCAUUAUUCCCUUCYACUUCAAUCUUGARGCCAUCUURAAUGCUGAUGGUGACCUGACCRUGUAUGGCAAGCAGAGCGCUCAGCUCUAUGGAAAGUUCCUCCUUAAAGCACAGCCCCUGGCUUUUGCCAGCUCUCAUGAAUGCAGAGCUUCUGUCACCCAGCAGCUGGACAAUGGCUUCUACCUGGAGACCACACUGGACAACAAGAUGGACACACUUUUGACUCCCCAGGAGCAGAAAGCCACAAUCAGGGUGAAGUCCAAGGUGAACAACCAUGCCCUCAAUCAGGAAGUGAGUGCCUACAACAAUAAUGAAAGGCUUGGACUGGAGCUGUCUGCAACCCUCCUCACCGGCCUCCUGAACAUAGCUGCCAGUGAAGACCAGGAAUUCACAAUUUCUGGUUUCCUGAAGUAUGAUAAGAACACUGACAGUCACUUGAUUAACCUGCCCUUCCUUGAAAGUUUGCCUGCAAUCCUGGAAAACAUCAAGAUCACUAUUGUGAGCAUGGCAGAGAAACUGCAGAAUUACAUUAACAGUGAAGAGAUCAAGGCUAAGCUUGAGGCUCUGCCCCAGCAUGUGAGUGACUUUGUUACCAAACUGAAUCUUGAAGGCAAGGCUGUCCAGCUCAAACAGGACCUGAUUACCCUCACCCAGGUGUAUGCCAUCUCUCUGGAAGACCUAGAGGCAUUUCUGGUGAACCUCAAGACAGCUUUUGAAAACCUGCUGAUUGAUCUGUCAUCCCGCAUUCAGGGAAUUGUUGAUGUUACCAAGGAUAUGAUUGUGAAUGGCAUCCUGUCUGAAACUGUCAUCCAGAGGCUCAACCAGGAGCUGAAUGCCAUCAACAAGGAGUAUCAAUUAACUACAAUGAUCAUAGCUGUCAUUGAUGCCAUUGAAGAGCUGAUCAAGCAGAUUGACAUGCAGAAACUGAAGGACAGCAGCAUUGCACUCCUGCACGACAUUGAUGCCCAGUUUCAAAUCAAGGCUAAGCUUGAAAAUGCAGUGAGUGAAUUGAAGCAGUUCAUUGAGAACUUUGACAGAACCCAAUUUGUUGAGGAUCUGAGGAACUACAUUACCUCCCUCAACUUGGAAGCUUAUGUUGAGCAGCUGAUAGAUCAGUUUCAGCAAGAUUGGCAAAGAUUCAGCAAGGCUAUUGAGCCUGUCAAGGCAGUGAUUCAGGAUUUCGACAUCUUUGGUAAGUUGAAUGCUUUCCAUGCCAAGUUGACAGAACUGAUUGUCAAAUAUGAUGUUGACAAGAAGGUUGAAGCAGUCCUGGAGAAGGUUGUGGACCUCAUUAAGCAGUUUAAAAUUGGUGAAACAAUUCAGGUCCUUGUUAACAAGCUGACGGCCAUCGAUAUCCCAGGGAAGGUAAUGCAGAUGCUGGAAGAAGCCAUCAACUACUUGAAAGCUACUGAGAUCAAACAGGUGAUUGACCAGCUGAACGAAUAUCUCGACUGUGUUGUCCAGAAGCUGAAGUCAUUUGAUUACAAUGCCUAUGUGGAUGAAACCAACCAGAUGAUUGCUGAAUACACCGCUCAUGUGAAUGAGCUGAUCAAGGCACUUGAGAUCCCACAGAAACUUCAGGCUUCAAGAAAGUUUGUCAACUUUGUUGUGUCAUCUGCACUUAACUACAUUGAACAUCUUAGGGAAAUCAAGGUUGCAGACAUGAUCAAAACAGUGAAGGACAUGGUCGACCAUGCCAUCCUUAAUGACCUUAAGGCAAUUUCUGACAGCCUGAAGCAGAGAAUCACUGAUAUGGACCUCAGAAAUUAUAUAAUCUCCUUCCUGCAUCAGCUGAGCGAACACUACACCAUGGUCACCACCAUCAUCAAUGAGGUGUUCGGCAAUGUGUUUGAGGUGAUCCAGAAGUUUGCUGGUGAACAACAAAUUGUCAGCGAGGUCAAGCAGAUAAUUGAGGGWGUUGUUACUGGACUGAAGACAGCUYAGCUGGACUURCCUUCAUUCACCAURCCUCUCACUGACCUGGUCAUGCCCUCCAUGAAGGUCAGCCUGGAGAAGCUUCAGGAGAUUGAAAUUCCAACACAGCUGGAUAUCCCUGAGUUCACUAUCCUGGGUUUCCACACAGUGCCAGCCACCACCGUUUCCUUUGACGAUAUCAAGCAGAAGGUCACAGAGCUCAUKGARUURAUUGUCAACUUUGAGAUCCAGAWMCUUYAUUUGGAUGRUUUCURRGGAGACCUGYCCAUGAGCUACCUGCCAACCCUACCUGACAUUACUCUCCCAGAGAUCACAUUCCCAGAGUUCUCCUUCCCUGCCCUCCCUAAGAUGGCCYCAGAGAAGCUCCUAGAGAUUCCAACUCUCCAGAUCCCUGAGAUCAAGCUCCCUGCCAUUCCCAGUGAGAUCAGUCUCCCUUGCUUUGGCAAGCUCUAUGAGAUCAGUGUCAUUCACCCCAGUCUACAGCAUAGGAGCUCUGCUGAGCUCUGGAACAACACUGAAAAUGAGAUGACUCCUCAGUUCACUGCUCUCCUGGACCCAGGCCACAUCACCCAGUAUUGAGAUCCUCAAUUUCACCUGAACUCCAGUGUUCGUGUUGAUCCCAAAAUGAGACGCAUGAUUGUUGCAGAGACCCUUACGUUCAUUCACAAUGCACUUGCAGUUGAACAUCAGGCAUCAGUGAUCAUCUACGGAUCUUCAUCCAGCCUCAGCUAAGACCACAGUCAAGGCAACCAUUGCACAACUACACGGCUGACAUUAUCAUAAUGCUUUUGCUAUGGGGGUGGAAUAUCUGCCUCUGUGGACACCACCUACAACCACCAGAUAAAUAUCCCAAUCAUUGGUUCACCAAUGGAGCCUCUGUGACCCAAAGGUUGUUGCCCGCCUGGAGGACACAACAAUCAC